UCGCUGCUGUACUUUCUGCCUCCCUGUCCUGCUGUCUGUUCUGUACAGAAGAUCUUAAUAGGGAAAAGGUUUCCAGUGACAGCACUUUCUUUCCAUGAAGAUAAAGCCUGACUUCUGUCUAAAUUCCACUUUGACAAGUUUUUUCCUUUUCUGCCGGCGUCCCCCCCCCAUCAGGCUGCUGUGAUGCACCCCCCUUGCUAGUGUGUCUCAGGGGGAGGGCUUCCCAUUAAAAUGUGAAUCACUAGGCUCCUUCUGUAUCCCCUGCCUACUCCUUGCUGUGCUGCCUGCUUUCACUGGACACGUUUUUUCAGCGCUGGAUUCUUAGGAUUUAUUUUCCGGAGGAUCCACAAGACACUGGGAUUUGGCCGCUGCAUUGUCUGAACCUCGCUCCCAGCAAGCAUGGCAGAGCAAGCGGGAUGUGAGGGAGCCGUAGACUGGGAAGAGAGAUGUAUGGCCCUGGAAGCCCAGCUGAUGAAGUUUCGUUCGCAGGCGAACAGGAUCCGGGAAUUACUGGCAGAGAAGAUGCAGCAGCUGGAAAGACAAGUUAUUGAUGCGAACCGUCAAGCGGAACAAGCGUACGAGCAGGUGCAGAUUAUGGAAGAAAAGCUGAAAGCUGCUGAUGUGAACACCAGCGAAUCAGAGAUGCGAUGGUACAAAAAGAGUCAAGAACUGGAGGUAUUGGUACAAGAGAAAGAUGAAGUAAUCCAGUGCUUGGAGCAAGAACUAGAAGAACAGAAACAAAUACGGUUGCAGGAAGCAAAAAUUAUAGAGGACAAAGCAGCAAAAAUUAAAGACUGGGUGACGGGAAAGCUGAGAGAGCUGGAAACUGAGAAUCAAAAUCUUCGCUUCAUCAACAAAAGUUUCAGUGAAGAAAUCAUUUCCUUGCGCUCCAAAUCACAAGAUCCAAAAAGUAAGAAGUCACCAGUCUGCUCCACGCCAAAGCAAGCUGAAGGUCAGCGUCUGAGCGGCCUCGCCUUUGGCUGCCUUCAAAACCGAGCAAAAAGUCCACAGCUGGACUCCAAAAAAGAUGAAAACAGCAACAAGCUGCCCAGUGAUGCUAAUGACCAUGGUGAGGAUAACGGUAUUAAUGAAAAGUCCCCCACAAGUCCCCAAUGGCAAGAACCCAUGGCAGCACAAAUGUCAUUGUUACAAAAUAAUGGUUCCAUGGAAAGACCAGGCAAUGGGAGAGUGGGAUCAAGUAUCCCUAGUAUUACCGUAAGCGACUGGAGCUCUGAAGAGGACAUUAAGAAACCUCAUGAUACCAGAUGUGCCUCCAGAUUGUCAAGCCAAACCUCAGAAGAAAGAAACCAAAACAAGAGACGAGGGAGUGACACAUAUCUAACAGCUUCAGAAGAAAGCAACUCUACCUGUGAAGAUGAUAAUCUGGGGUCACCUACCAGUGACCAAGUUCAACUUUACACUUUGCACAAAGGACUACAGAAAAGUAUCAAUUUUGGAGGCAAAAAAUAUUUCACAUUCUCAAGUCACAGGUCGAAACAGAACAGUUCUUCAGAUGACCUAAGCUCAAAAUCUCAGCCUUAUGAUUCCAACCACUCGUUCUCCUCCAAUGAUACCACCACUCCAACCCAAGCAUUUACCUCUACAAUGUCACCUAAGGUGUCUAACUCUACAGGACCUCAGUGUACUUCUCCUAAGGAUUCAGCCACCAACCUACCAUCGCCCAAACAACGAACGCCUAAUAUUUUAAAUAUAAACACAUCAACGGCCAAGAAGCAUCUGAGUCAACCUCAGAUGAGUUCAGAUAGGAUGUUUGGAAAGGACAGAAAUGCUAUCAGUAUGGUUAAACCCUACAGACCACAGGAGACUGACAUUGAUUUGGUUGAUGAGCAAGCUACUAAUAUUUUGCAGAAAAUGGAUACAGGAUAUGUUGAAGGAUUAUUUUCCUAUGACGUACCACAAAAUAAUACAUCAGAUCAGAAUGUGCUUUGUUCUCCAGAGAAGAUUACAUGUUCAAAACCUCCAACUCCUCCCUUACAUCGUUUUCCUUCUUGGGAAAAUCGGAUAUACGCCAUUGCUAAAUCUGGGAUGAGAAUGUCAGAAGUCUCGGUGGAUCCUAACAUCAAGAGUAUCUCGACAGCAUCAUGUCCCACAUCUGGGGUCUACACAUCUCUCAUAUACAAGAACCUAAGCACACCUGUCUACACCACGUUAAAAGGGAAGGCCACUCAGAUAAGCACUAGUCCCUUGGAGGACUCAUCGGGAUCUGAGGAGGAGCUGAGCUCACGGUCGAGUUCUCGGACUUCUGAGUCGGACUGUCGGAAUCAGAGUGAAGCGGGAAGUCCUCGGGCUUUGAAAAGAGGCAUCUCCUUUUCCUCCAUGACGUCAGACAGCGACUAUGCCAUCCCUCCCGAUGCUUAUUCCAUUGACAGCGAAUUCUCAGAACCAGAACAGAAGCUUCCAAAAACCUGCUCCUCAUCAAGUGACAAUGGGAAAAAUGAGCUAUUAGAGAAAUCUGGGUACUUGUUAAAAAUGGGAGGAAAAUUGAAAACAUGGAAGAGAAGAUGGUUUGUUCUUAAAGGUGGUGAACUGCUAUACUACAAAUCUCCAAGUGAUGUAAUACGAAAGCCCCAGGGUCAAAUUGAAUUAAAUUCCUCCAGUCACAUAGUGAGAGGUGACGGGAAGCAGACCGUGCAGUUGGUGACAGAGAAGCGGACGUAUUACCUGACAGCAGAUUCUCCGAAUAUCCUGGAUGAGUGGGUCAGAGUCUUGCAGAACGUCCUCCGCGUCCAGGCGGCCAGCGUGCUCUUCACGCAGCCUGACGUAAAGCCAACAGUAAAGGGGCUGCUAACAAAGGUCAAACAUGGAUAUUCUAAAAGAGUUUGGGGUACACUGGUGGGAAAGACAUUAUAUUACUUCCGCAGUCAGGAGGAGAAGUUUCCCCUGGGACAGAUUAAGCUCUGGGAAGCAAAAGUAGAGGAAGUAGAUCGGUCCUGUGACUCUGAUGAGGACUACGAAACCAGUGGACGCAGUCUGUUAUCCACACAUUACACCAUCGUCAUCCACCCCAAAGAACAGGAUCCCACAUAUAUACUCAUUGGAUCCAAACACGAAAAAGAUACGUGGCAUUACCAUUUAACCAUGGCAGCCGGAGUGACAGGAGCCACUGUGGGGACGGAGUUUGAGCAGUUGGUUUGCAAACUAUUGAGCCUGGAUGGAGAAUCAUGCACACAAGUGUGGAGACAUCCGACUCUGUGCCACAGCAAGGAAGCCAUAACCUCACCGCUUACCACUUUACCGUCAGAGGCGUUACAGACAGAAGCCAUCAAAUUAUUUAAGACCUGCCAGCUUUUCCUCAAUGCCGCAGUCGAUUCCCCCGCCAUAGACUAUCAUGUCUCCCUGGCUCAAAGCGCCCUGCAGGUCUGCCUCACCCAUCCGGAGCUCCAGAAUGAGAUCUACUGCCAGCUUAUCAAGCAGACAAGAUACAGGCAGCCGCACAACCAGCCCAGUCCUAUCCAGGGGUGGCAGCUCCUGGCCUUGUGUGUCGGCCUCUUCCUCCCUCAGCAUCCAUACAUCUGGCUCUUGAAACUUUUCCUGAAGAAGAAUGCGGAUGUCAGAACCGAGGCUGGAAAAUACGCUAUAUACUGCCAACGCUGUGUAGAAAGAACCCAACAAAAUGGAGACCGUGAAGCCAGACCUUCCCGGAUGGAAAUUCUUUCAAUUCUCCUUCGCAAUCCAUACCACCAUUCCUUGCCCUUCAGUAUACCUGUGCACUUCAUGAAUGGCACAUACCAGGUGGUGGGAUUUGAUGCAUCUACAACAGUAGAAGAAUUUCUUUGCACACUGAACCAAGACAUAGGUAUGAGGAACCCGGCACAGUCUGGAUUUGCUUUGUUCACCGAUGAUCCAUCAGGAAAGGAGCUUGAACAUUGUCUGCAAGGAAACAUCAAGAUUUGUGACAUCAUUUCAAAGUGGGAGCAGGCAUCCAAGGAGCAGCUACCUGGGAAAUGUGAUGGCACCCGGACUGUACGGCUCACGUAUAAGAACAGGCUGAGUUUCACUGUGCAGGUGCGAGGGGAGACGGAGAGAGAGAAACUGCUGUUAAUGUACCAGACGAAUGAUAAAAUCGUUAAUGGCAUCUUUCCAGUAAAUAAGGAGCUGGCACUGGAGCUGGCGGCUCUGCUGGCCCAGGUGGAAUGUGGAGAUUUUGAACGACCCCUCCAAGCCACAGCUAAUCAACUAAAGAUGACCCAGACACUGAGGCAAACACUGGAAAAAUUUUAUCCAAAGAGGUAUAGAGAGGACUGUACAGAGGAGCAGUUACGGCAGCUUAACCAACGGCUAGCAGCAAGAUGGAUGGCUCUCCGGGGUCACAGCACUUCAGACUGCGUGCGAAUAUAUCUUACGGUUGCAAGAAAGUGGACGUUCUUUGGUGCUACUCUUUUUCCAGCAAAACCUGUAUCCCCGACACCCUUUGAUGGAGCACUCGUCUGGCUGGCUGUACAUGAAGAUGGAAUAAGUGUUCUAGAAUAUGCCACUAUGAGGUUGCUGUUCACGUACGUACACAGGAGUCUAAUGACCUUCGGAGGUUACCGGGAUGACUUUAUGCUGGUAGUUAACACGCAGACAAAGGACAAGUCAACUGAAAAACUUCUGUUUGCCAUGGCAAAAGUAAAGAUUUUGGAGAUAACGCUGCUGAUUGCCAGCUACAUAAACACAACCCAACAGCAAAAAGUGGUCGCCCACCACCUCUCUGCGCCAGCUCUUCUCUCUGCCCAAGAAGAAUCGAAAAACAAACACAUGGGGAGCCAGCUGCUGCUGUCAAACAACCGACCAACUAAAGGGCCUACCUUAUUAUAGCGGAGAUAAAAACCGAACCAAUAAAUAAUAUUAAUAUAGUUAUGUAUAUAGACGCGUAGACCAAAAGAAGAUAAGAAACCUUGGGUCCAAUAGGUGGUAUCACGCUGCUUUCAAUAGUGGUUGUGUUUUAAUGGUGCCAUAAUAGGGAUGGCAGAGACAAGGUUCCCACAUCGCCUUACUGCUGCAUGUGUUCCUACUCGCCCUGCCUCAGGACUGCUAGUGGUCUGGGUGCUUAUGUAAUGGCAUAUCGAUGAUGUGUGUUCCUGAUUGGUUUAAGUAAAUGAAGGCCGAGGACAUCUUCUGAUACAACCAAUAAUUAGAAUUAAAUACGUUCCGGUAACACGACUGAAGGUUGCGAAGCGGAUAGGAGUUAUACUGCAUACAUUACUAGAGGAUGGUGCAGGUAUAAAUAAUGCGGCGCCAUCAGUUCUCUGCCUGUGUGUGGAGAUCAGAUCUUCAAAGCUUAUAUGAAUUUGCUGAUUGUAGAGCGUCUGACAUUUUGGAGGUCUUGCUUUUUUAAAAUAGGCUAAUCUCAGUACAGGAUUUACAUCUCAGGGGGUGAAGGUAGGGGUGCACCACCAUCAAUGAGGCCAGGUGAGGCGAUCGCCUCAGGCAGCACCAGGUAGGGGCAAGAAGGGGGCAGCCGAAGGGCCAUUAGGUUAAGACAUUGGCAUUGGGGGGGAGGGGGGGGGGGGGCGCUGUAUCAGUUUUUGCCUCAGGCAAUAGAAAGGCUAGGUGCACCCCUGGGUGUAGGCAGAGGCUUUCUGACACCCGACGAGCAGGUCCCAUCUUAAAGGCUUUGCAUCUUUUUCUUUUUUUACUUAUUGCAUGUAUUACGUGGAGAAAAAAAAAAUUCAGUCUUUUUUUUUUUAAGCAUUUUUUACCGUUUUUUCCUUCUACAGCUUGCAUGCAUUACAAUACAUUGCAAGCUGCGUGAUUCCUUUCCAUGUCAAACCCAACAGCCAGGCUCCCUGUCGGCACAAUCUCUUGCCUUCUUCUGAAUAUUUAUCUAAAUUUAAUUCUGAUCACAUCUUAUCCGCUGGAGACUAAAUGAACAUGGAAACCCAGCUGUGGGGAUUGGCACAGAAAAAAAAACAGGCAGCUUGCAAUGUAUUGUAACACAGCUGCAAAAUCAAACCAGUUAAAAAUGAUUAAAACCAAUCCCCAAAAGGUCACAUAAUACAUGCAAUGCACUUAAAAAAAAAAAAAAAAAGGUGCAGAGGUGUCCAAAUACUGUUCCAAAGUAAAGCGGAACAUUGCGGUGCGCUCCUACUAUAUC
Messenger RNA from Bufo gargarizans (Asiatic toad), 6097 nucleotides. RefSeq names its product pleckstrin homology, MyTH4 and FERM domain containing H2 (gene PLEKHH2). The coding region runs from base 400 to 4818 and encodes 1472 amino acids. The record is from RefSeq and is a predicted model, not a curated record. Gene Ontology annotation, molecular function: actin binding. Gene Ontology annotation, biological process: negative regulation of actin filament depolymerization. Lineage: Eukaryota; Metazoa; Chordata; Amphibia; Anura; Bufonidae. The transcript is spliced from 30 exons. Gene Ontology annotation, cellular component: cytoskeleton; cytoplasm.